AUGAACUUUACAAACAUUCCACAGCAGUCAACUCAGUUCCCACCACAUCAACUCCUCCAGCAGCAGCAACAACAACAACAAGCCAACUACGCGCCACCCAAAUUCCAAUACACCAAACCAGCAGAGCCAAUUGCCAAGAGCACACCACGAUUUCCCUCUGCCUUCCCCAGCACCAGCAGCAGUACAAGCUUCACCAGCUCAAGCUUCGACAGCUUCAGAUAUGUAAAUAAUGAACCAUCCAGCGCCAAACUGAACAACUAUGACAUUCCACAUCCACUGGCGUUCUUCAAGCAGCCAAUGUAUCAAUCACCAGAUGUUACAUGCUCGCCCAUGGACGUGUCCUACUUUUCCCCAUCCUCUGCGCCAUCCUCGUCGUCCAUGACCAGGACCAUCUCCAACCAACAACUUUUCUUCCAACCAUCCUCCGAUGUGAUGUACCAGUCACGGUCAAUCGUCAACUUGUUGACCUUCUUCCCAGAGGAGAUCCUGAUAACCAUCCUCUCGCAUCUCAACGUAUCCGACCUCCACAACUGUAUUUACGUUUGCAAGAACCUUAGAAGACUGUGUGAGGACGAGUUCAUCUUCAAGAACAUUUGUCAAUUCAACUAUCCAUGCCUGAACAGAUACGUCAAACCACCUUUUGAAUCUACUUGGAGGAGAUAUUAUAAUCAAAGAAAGACAUCAUUCUUGGUACUUGGAGGUCCAGUUGCACAGUCAUCCUGUAUGGAUGAUAUCUGUUCCAAGCUGAGGGCUGCUGGAAUUGAUCAUGUGGACAGCUUCUACACUCAAAAGAGGAUUCCAACAUUGGAGGAACUGCAGAAAUACUCUGGUGUACUUAUCUACAGUUACAAUUCAUCUGCCUUUUUGGACGGUCAGCUGAUGGGUGAUGUGAUGGCAGACUAUGUCGACAAUGGAGGCGGUGUGGUGGUCACUGUGUUCACCAACUGCAACAACCUGCGCAAUGGUUUCUUAAAGGGACGAUUCUUUGAACAGAACUAUCAUCCCAUUAAUCCCGCCAGACAACAUGACACCAAUGGCAAGAAGCCAUUGUCACUGGGCAAGGUGGUCAUCCCCGACCAUCCCAUCAUGAACGAUGUCAAGUCUCUGGAAGGCGGCCGAUCAUCAUUCUUUUGUCCAGGCUCACUGCAUCCAGACGCCACACUCGUUGCCGAGUGGUCCAACAACGUGCCACUGAUAGCCGAGUUGCCAAAGAACAAAGGCAAGGUGGUGGCGCUCAACUUCUUCCCACCCAGCAGCGAUACUGGUGACGGACGUUUCUGGUCGUCGUCAACCGACGGCGCCGUGAUGAUGGCCAAUGCUCUGGCCUACGUCGGGAGGAGCGCAGCAUUGAAGAAGCAUAAGCAGAUGAUCGAGGGUGCCUCGUACUUCAACGACCGAGUCAAGGAUGGAGAGGGAGCCAACAGGUUUCUACACGACAAGGAUGUAUGCUCCCAGCGCAAGGGAAGUCCCAAGGAGAAGAAGCAUCACAAGUUUCUUGGGAAGCGAAUUCCAUUAUUAUUUAAGCUCUUCUCUAAGAGACUGACACCUAUUUAA
Molecule: messenger RNA, 1554 nt
Organism: Acytostelium subglobosum LB1
Lineage: Eukaryota; Evosea; Eumycetozoa; Acytosteliales; Acytosteliaceae
Exons: 2
Coding region: 1-1554 (517 amino acids)
Molecular function (GO): protein binding
Source: RefSeq, a predicted model, not a curated record